Molecule: messenger RNA, 933 nt
Organism: Rotaria sp. Silwood2
Lineage: Eukaryota; Metazoa; Rotifera; Eurotatoria; Philodinida; Philodinidae
Source: the annotation of a GenBank genome assembly
AUGGCUAGUUUUUCGUUAUCAGGUAGUACAGGUAAACAAGUAUUUAUUUCUCUUCGUGGUCUUUCCCACGAAGUAUGUGUAGCAGCUACACAAGCAGAAUAUUGGCAACAGUUAAUAAAAAAUUCAAGUAUUACAAUUACAUGUAAUGGUAAUUAUGUACCAGUAGAAUUAGAAGCAUAUUGUAAUGAUGAAGAUGAACCAAGACUUCAUCUAAUAAUUCAAUCACAACAUGAACAGGAUAAUAAAGCAUUUGAUAUUAUUUGUACACGAAUACAUUAUGAUUUAUUAUCAUUCGAAAAUAAUGAUCGACCGAUUUAUGAUUUUGUUAAACAUCAAGUGAUAGUUUUUGGUUCUUUAUUUAAUUCACUUCCUAGUGAUAUAUUUGAUACUGAACGAUAUUUAUUAGGUCAACGAAAUUGUAAUGUUAAAAAAAUAAGAAAUUCAUUAACUUGUUCAAUUUCGGUUGAUCAACUGACGACACAUAGAUAUCGUUUUACGAUUUUUCAUGAAAAACAAACUAUUAUGGAUCUUGCAGCUAUUGAAAUUCAAGCACUUGUAAAACAAACACAAAAUCAUUAUAUAAUGGGAUAUGCUACGAAAAUUGGACGAACUUUAAUAGGUCCUAUCGAACAAAUGGAAACUGCUAUUGUAUCAACAAAUAUCGAAACACUUCCAUCAUUUACACCAUUUCAACCUAUUGUUAAACGAAAGCGUACUGAAGAUGAACAACAACAAUCAGCAACAACAAGUGGUCAACCAAUCAUUGAUUCUGAUCAAAGUGAUGAUGAAACAAUACCUGACGAAAGACGGUAUAAUACUGAAGGUUUUGUUUCAAAUUCUACUUUACAUAAUUCUCCAACAUGGGUUGAUCCUGAUUGUAUUUCAUCUCAUCUAUCAUCCCUGUUAGAUGGUGUUUUUCUUGUUAAGUCAUAA